AUGGACUCCAGGAACUGGACAAUAGCCACCGAAUUAAUAUUGCUGGGAUUUUCCACCAAUCGAAAUGUGAACCUGGCUUUGUUUCCAUUGUUUUUUGUUAUGUACGUCAUCACGUUUGUUGGGAAUGGCCUUAUGAUAUUCAUCAUUUUUUUUAACCCUCGCUUACACAUCCCGAUGUACUUUUUCCUCUGCAUUCUAUCCGUUCUAGACCUGUCUUACUCUUCGACUGUUGUGCCAAAACUACUGGAAGACCUGUUGUCCGUACGUGGCCUCAUCUCAAUCAGGGGCUGCGCCAUGCAGCUUUAUAUGAUACUACUUCUUGGAGGUACUGAGUGCCUCCUGUUGGCUCUUAUGGCUUACGACCGCUACGUAGCCAUCUGCCGCCCUCUCCACUAUACGGUCCUUAUGAGAUGGAGCGUUUGCUAUAUCCUCACAGCCUUCAUGUGUACGGCGAGCUUUGUAAUAUAUUUGCUCCCGUCCUUGUUGAUGCCCCUAGAGUUGUGUUACCCAAACCAGAUCAAUCACUUUGUGUGCGAGGUUCUAGCUGUCAUUAAACUGGCAUGUGGUAAUAUCUACCUGAGCGAACUGGUCAUAUUUUCGACCAGUUUUAUUUCGCUUCUUCUCCCUUUUGUGUUUAUUAUAGUAUCGUACGUUUGUAUUAUAUGUUCUGUAUUAAAGGUUCACUCCGCAGGAAGGUCGAAGGCCUUUUCCACCUGCACUUCCCACAUUUCCGUGGUGUCUUUGUUCUUCGGGACCAGCAUGAUUAUGUACUUUGGACCCUCAUCUCAGUACUCGUCUAAUCAGCAGAAAUAUGUCUCAUUAUUUUAUGUGGUUGUGUCACCGAUGUUAAAUCCUCUUAUCUACAGUUUGAAUAACAGGGAGGUUAAAAGGACGUUUGUGAAAGUGUUUUCAAGCUUGGAUGUUUCUCGUUAA
Molecule: messenger RNA, 933 nt
Organism: Nanorana parkeri
Lineage: Eukaryota; Metazoa; Chordata; Amphibia; Anura; Dicroglossidae
Product: olfactory receptor 2A5-like
Exons: 1
Coding region: 1-933 (310 amino acids)
Biological process (GO): G protein-coupled receptor signaling pathway
Cellular component (GO): membrane
Molecular function (GO): G protein-coupled receptor activity; olfactory receptor activity
Source: RefSeq, a predicted model, not a curated record